This is a messenger RNA of Aspergillus clavatus NRRL 1, 3312 nucleotides long. RefSeq names its product WD repeat-containing protein. Lineage: Eukaryota; Fungi; Ascomycota; Eurotiomycetes; Eurotiales; Aspergillaceae. The transcript is spliced from 4 exons. Gene Ontology annotation, biological process: negative regulation of fatty acid biosynthetic process. The record is from RefSeq and is a predicted model, not a curated record. Gene Ontology annotation, molecular function: protein binding. Gene Ontology annotation, cellular component: cytoplasm; Cul4-RING E3 ubiquitin ligase complex. The coding region runs from base 1 to 3312 and encodes 1103 amino acids.
AUGAAGAACUCGUUGUAUGAUCGUAUCUGGCGUCGGGAGUCGGGUGAUGCGUCGCACUCGGCUAGUAUUCGUGGCGUCUAUGGUUCUAAGGAAUGGGUGGAUGAUCUGGACAUUGUCAAUGAGCUCGGGGGCCACACGGGCUGUGUCAAUGCGCUAUGUUGGUCGCGGUCUGGUCAGCUGCUGGCCUCGGGUUCCGACGAUUUACAUCUCAACAUCUAUUCCUACCAGCCGGAGUCUUCUUCCGCACCCUUUGCGCUCAACACCACCGUCUAUACCGGCCACAAGGCGAAUAUUUUCUCCGUCAAGUUUAUGCCGCACUCCAAUGACCGCACGCUGGUGACCUGCGCCGGCGACUCGCAGGUGCGCGUCUUCGACAUCGAGCAUUCUGCCAGGAGUAAUGUCGCCGCCACGUCCGCCUUCUCGGCCUCGUCCCGGAGUCGGCGCUUCAACAACUUCUUCAGCAAUGCGCGCUAUCUGAAUGAGACCAACACCAACGCCCGAGUGUACCGAAGCCAUGCGGACCGCGUCAAGCGCAUCGUCACCGAGUCGUCGCCCUACCUUUUUCUCACCUGCUCCGAGGAUGGCGAGGUGCGCCAGUGGGAUUUGCGCCAGCCAUCGUCCGCCUAUCCGCAGCCGCGUGGAGGACAGGGCUUCAUGGCGUACCGGCCGGGAUUGGAGCACGACGAUUCGAAUGUCCCGCCGCCGCUGAUCUCGUACAAACGGUGUUGUCUCGACCUCAACACCAUCUCCUGCUCGCCAAGUCAACCGCACUACAUCGCGCUGGGCGGCGCGCAUCUGCACUGCUUCCUGCAUGACAGGCGCAUGCUCGGGCGGGAUCUGCUCGCCGAAAAGGGUCAGCCCGGGAGCUACCCCGAUCUCGGGAACCAGCACCAACAGGAGCUGAUGGGACAGGCCACGCGAUGUGUCCGGAGAUUUGCUCCCAGUGGCAAGAGACGAAUGCACCCGCAGGACAAUGGCCAUAUCACCGCCUGUAAGAUCAGCGACGCCAAUCCGAACGAGAUGGUCGCCAGCUGGUCGGGAGAUCACAUCUACAGUUUUGAUCUGAUUCGAAGCCCCGAUGCCCUCGAUGCAGCAGCCUCAACCGGUGACAAAUCCGCGCAGGGAAGUCCUGGUUCGCGGAAGCGCCGCGGUUCCAAGAACAGGAAGCGCAAGCGAACAAAGGGGGCGUCGCUGUCCUCCCAGUCCAGUGGCCACCGACAUUCCUCCCGGCGCCGCUCCGCGGGAAACAACGGCGACAGCGAGCUGGCGUUCAGAGUGCGCUAUGGUAAUGGCGAGAUGGAGGAUCUUCCGUUUCCUUCGCUGUCCGAGACCGUGUCCGAUGCCCCGCCGCAGAGCGUUCUGGAACAGGCGCAUUAUUCCGUACUCAACGAGGCGCAGCGACUUAGCAUGCGGAUCGCCAAAGGACUGGUCAAACUGCGCAAGGCCCUCUUCUCCUUGGAAGUGUCAGUGCGCGAAGCCACCGAGUCUUCGGCCGACUCGGGUUUGACCCCGUACACGGAAUCUUUCUCGACUGCACUAACCCAUGCAGCGGAGUACUUGCCCCAGAUGAGCGAGAUCAUGCGGACAUGGAGAUACCCUCUGGAUCCGAGCCCAGAAACUGUGGACUUCCAACAGUCCCUGCGGUGGAACCGCGAAACCGCCUGGCGGUUCGUGCAGGCCGCUGGGACGGUGGCCCGGUUCUUAGGAGGUGAGAUCCGAAGCUCUUCCGAGGAUGAGACUGCGCCAAUGAACCUCUUCCGGCAGAUUGUCCCCGCGCCCGGCGAGAGCAAUGUAAUUGGAACAAAAGAGCAGUUUGGAUACGACUUCGUCAAAGCCAUUUUGCUGUUCUUUGAAGGGGGGAGGGGCGCAGUAUUGGCCGGUUUCAAGACCAACGCUUUCCAGCGCCGCAAUUCGCCGCGGUGUCCGAUCCCCGAAGCAGCCGACGACAGCGCCAUUGAGUCAGUCCUGAUCCCCUACCUCCAGAGUCUGGCGGGCGACUUCCCUGUGGUGAACGUGGACGCCUCGCGAUUCGAACAUGACAGUUCCCGCGUCUUGUUUCAGACACAGCACGCCGCCGUUGUCGCCUUUGCAAACGCUUUGAGGUUGCCCCUUGAGGACUUGGGCGAUGCCGCAGCCAGAGUCAACGGUCACAACGGGCCGGACACUGCUCAUGUGCAGGCCCUGGACCGCGCUUCGUCCAUGCGAUUCUGGGUCCUGAAGGUCGCAAGAGGCGUUUUAAUGGAGACCGGCACUGGGGUCAAUUAUGCUUUUGUGAAUCGGGCCUUUGGUGGCUUGCGCACCGAGAUCGCAGAUGGGUCGGACAGCGAGCUUGGGCAGGAGAGAUUACAGGACGAGGUGGACGGCAGUGUUGACGAAGAGUCGGUGCAGGAUGUCCGCCUGGUGGUGCCUGGCUCCUCGGUGAACGGCAAUCAUGGACGACCCGGGAAUGGCAGAAGGUCUGGGCUGGGGGCAGCUUCAACGAACGGAGGGACCGAGGCCAGCGACGAUAGCUUUCUUGACCGCCAAAGUACAGAUAUGGGUAGCAACGACGAACCUGACGAGUCCGCAGAAGACGAAGACGAAGACGAAGAGGAUGACGACGACUCGGACAUGGAUCUGGGAGGGCUAUCCGAUGUCGAUGACGACGAGGAUGAGGAUGAGGCCGAGGAGCGACUAAUCAACCGAUACGGAUUCCGGCGGACGCGCAGAGAGGAUGUGGAGCUCGACGUGCCUUGUUCCUCGCAUUCUCGAGUAUACCGGGGCCAUUGCAACAUCAAAACCGUCAAAGAUGUCAAUUACUUUGGGCUUAACGAUGAAUACGUGAUGAGCGGCAGUGACUCGGGCCACAUCUUCAUCUGGGAUCGCAAAACAACCGAUCUUGUCAAUAUACUCGAGGCGGAUAGCGACGUUGUCAACGUUGUGCAGGGACAUCCAUAUGAGCCCACCAUUGCCGCCUCUGGGAUAGAUAACACCAUCAAGAUCUUCUCGCCUGACCGCUAUUCGCAGGAGAAUGCUCGCCGCGGCAUUAAUAUCCUGGACCCCGACAACCCGGCAAACACGCUCGGUUCGAACGUCGCUGGCAUCGGCGGGUUGAAGAGCCGCAAGCGGAUCCAUGACAGUUAUCGGAUCAUGAGCCAAAACGACGUCGAUCGCCAAGGGGGCAUGAGCGAGGCGCACAUUACUAGGAGUAUGCUAGCCCAGCUUGCUGCAACCUUGCGACAGCGACAAACCCACGGCGGCGAAGGAGUGGUAGACGGCGCAGGCGAGGGCGCGACCAUCGUCCUAGACGAGAAUUGCAGUGUAAGUUUCUGA